This is a messenger RNA of Prunus persica (peach), 1187 nucleotides long. RefSeq names its product probable WRKY transcription factor 70. NCBI's taxonomy places the organism in Eukaryota, Viridiplantae, Streptophyta, Magnoliopsida, Rosales, Rosaceae. The coding region runs from base 200 to 994 and encodes 264 amino acids. Gene Ontology annotation, biological process: regulation of DNA-templated transcription. The transcript is spliced from 4 exons. Gene Ontology annotation, molecular function: DNA-binding transcription factor activity; sequence-specific DNA binding. The record is from RefSeq and is a predicted model, not a curated record.
UCCAAGGAGAGACAUCAAUCGCGCUGAUUGUGUCCUUUUGACGCAUAUAAAAAUGGUCUCCCGAUCCAUCACCAAAAUUUAUCAGAAAUUUGUGAUAUCGACCAAAACUUAAAAAUAGAAAUAAAUAAACAAAAACAAAAACAAAACUUGGAGUAGUGGUCUUUGGCCGGAGGGAGUGUCAUCAAAUCGGCAAAGUGAGAUGGAGGAGCUGAUCCACGGUCGUGAAGUUGCCAGUGGUCAACUUGGUGCAGGUGCAGGUGCAUCAUCUUGGGAUGUUGAUCAUCUGCUUGAUCAUGCUAUUAAGUGUGAAGCUUCUAAUGAGGAGACUUGUAAGAGUGCUUCGACCUCCUCCACGGAUCGCAGAGGCUCUUACAAGAAAAGGAAGACUUGUCACUCUUGGAUUAAAGACUCUCCUGCUUUGACUGAAGAUGGUCAAGCAUGGAGGAAGUACGGACAAAAACUCAUCCUUAAUGCCAAGCACCCAAGGAACUACUUUAGGUGCACCCACAAAUUCGAUCAAGCAUGCCAAGCAACCAAGCACGUACAACAAGUUGAAGAUGAUCCACCAUUGUUUCGUACCACAUAUUAUGGCAACCACACAUGCAGAGACCACUUGAAAGCUUGUGAGCUGGUCUUGGAUUGUACAAGCCCUAGAGAGUCUUCAAAGUUCAUCAGAUUUGACGACAACAACCUCUCAAGCAAACAAGAGCACCCCUUUUUCUCAUCUUUUAAAUCGCUAAAACGAGAAGAAUGUUUCAAGGAAGAGACGACGCCAAGUGAUUAUAUGACAACCCAGCACCACAACCAAUUAGCAUUGAGUGAUUAUCUUGUAUCACCUCCUGAUCUUCCGGCAUUCACGUCCCCUGGGCUCAUGAGCGGGUUUGCAUCGGCCAAUACUGCUCAGCUUGACGAGGAUGCGAUUUAUAGGAAAAUGGCGGGGUUUAAUUAUGAUGACUUUGCAUUUGAUGAGUUUCUGCAAUAUGAGUUGAGGUAGAUGAUCAGUACGUACGGACUUGCAAGAGUUUGAUGAAGGAAAAAGUCGCGUGUUCUGAUUUGAAGAGAAUGAUCUAUAGUUGCUUUAUUAGUGUAGAAAAAUCAUGUAAACACUUUAUUCAUCCAAAAAUAGGAAGCAACCUUUGUGUGUCUUUUUUUGUUUUGUUUUAAUUACAUUGCUUACAUGAUAUUUC